This is a messenger RNA of Oreochromis aureus, 1751 nucleotides long. RefSeq names its product mast cell protease 1A-like. The transcript has 5 exons. NCBI's taxonomy places the organism in Eukaryota, Metazoa, Chordata, Actinopteri, Cichliformes, Cichlidae. The record is from RefSeq and is a predicted model, not a curated record. Bases 66 to 821 code for a protein of 251 amino acids. Gene Ontology annotation, biological process: proteolysis. Gene Ontology annotation, molecular function: serine-type endopeptidase activity.
GCAAACCACAUAAAAGGGCUUACUACACAGUUCCAUGGUGACAGAGCGAAUAUCUUUCUGCCAAGAUGUAUGCUCUGCACCAAUUCAUGCUAAUUCAUGUGUUGACGUGCCUUGGAAAAAAUGCACUUGGAAGUGAAAUUAUAAAUGGGGAAAAAGCUCCCGAGAACUCACUGUUGUAUAUGGCCUCGGUGCAGAGCAACUAUGGUCACGAUUGUGGAGGAUUUCUUGUAAGUGAGGACUUUGUGGUCACUGCUGCACACUGUGAUGAAGAGAAUCCAAAGACAGUAGUUCUUGGCACCCACGAUCUCAGCAAGCCUGCUAACACCGUGAAAGAUGUAAUCAUGAAAUGCAUACACCCAUAUUAUAAAGGUGUUGGAAAUGGGAAUGACAUCAUGCUACUCAAACUUUCUAGUGAAGUCCAACCAAGCAAGAGCAUCCAAAUUAUUAAACUUCCCUCUUCUGAAAUAAAGCUAAAGGAAAAUGAAAGGUGCCUUGUGGCUGGGUGGGGUAUGACAAAAACUGAUGGUCCAUUAGUUCACCAGCUGAGAGUAGUGGAUGUGUCUGUUAUCAGCCCAGAGGUCUGUAGGGAGAACUGGCCGGGUCUUCCAGACAGUCUUAUUUGUGCUGGUGGUUAUGGCACAAACAAAGGAUUCUGCCAGGGUGAUUCUGGUGGCCCUCUGAUCUGCAAUGAUACAGCUGUUGGUGUUGUUUCUUUCAACAAAUGGGGCAGAUGUGACUACCCGGAUGUACCAAAUGUCUAUGUGGAUAUCUCAAAACACCUUAACUGGAUCAACGGGAUUCUCAAGACAAAGCAUUGUUAAAUCUUACAUAAAUCUUUGCUUUGACACACUGUUAUUGUAGUUGUGCAUUUAAAUCACUCUGUGUUUUAUCUAGAUGCAGAAUAAAUAAAUGUUUCAAAUAUUUCUCAGCAGACAUGUAAUUGUAGUAAAGUUGCUGUAGUGACAAUAUUAUUGUGAUGUUAUUUAGCUAAUUUUAACACAAUAAAUCCCCAGUAAAUGAUUUAAGGGACAGUAAAAAUGUUCCCCUGGAGUCAGAAACAAAAAAAAUGCAGUCUUCGCUCAGCAUGGUGCAGUUAUUAGAUGAGAUGAGAUCAAGUUUCAAGGUUGGCUGGGUAGUUUUAAGAGUGCACCCUGGCGCGCACGCUAUGACAGCUAGGAUAGGCUUGAGCUCUGUAACCCUGGGUUUAAUAAGAAAAUGUAAUUGCUCUGAGCAGUUUUUGAUAUGGGCGACAUGGGCGGUUGCCCAGGGCACCCAACAGGCCAGGACCGCCCCUGGCUCUGAGAUCAUGAGCAUAGCUUUAUUGUUGACUAACAAGAUAAAAUUUACUUGCUAAUGCUAGCUGUGUUUCCAUAGAUCCUAACUGAUCUCAGAGCGGUGAGAGCAGAACAACAGUACUUUGGCUUGUGAGCUGCUCUCCAAUCAGUUUACAAACACCAGCGGUUUAGCCACAAUUCACAUGCACAAACCACCAGAAAAAGCAAAAAAAAAAAAAAAGGCUGGAUGCAUACAUAAUAUAUGAUUAUAUAUAUAUAUAUAUAUAAUUGACUGGCAAGGAGCUUUAGUACAGUGCUGUCUGGAGAGUGAAGCGUUAAUUUGUUUAUUUUUAGACCAGAUCUUUUUUUAAAUUUUGUUCUGAUAUGUAAAACCUUUGAAAGGAAAGGAGAUUUAAUUUCUUUUUAUCAUGAAGGCGGACAUAUGUUUGUGGUCUAAUUAAAGUAAAUCUUAAUCUA